CUAAGGCAUUGCUCCAGGGGCUGCAUCUGCUCCUUGUCAGCCCCUGGGCCCAGGAAACCCCUAAAGGGACAGCAUUUGGUGCUUGAAACUCAGCCAGUCAUGCACUCAGCAGGAAUGAUUUCUUGACUUUCCUGAGGUAUGUUAUAGGAAAUAAAUGCUCUUCUCAGGGUAUCCGUGAUCAUGGCAGGUGUGGGGAGAGAGCCAGGCCCCUGCCUCUGAAAAUGCAAACAUCUGGAUCUUACUAACUUUUGGCCUCUGGAAACUUAGUCCUCCCCUUCUCACCCCCCUCUCAGCCCCCUGCUUCCCCUGCAACUGAGGCCGAAUCACCCUCUCAGGUUAGGUUUGCUUGAUGUCAGGGGGCAGCUGUGAUUUUGAACCUGAGACCAACAGGUUCUCCAUUAGGGCUUCAAGUUUGGACAGGAGCCUUUUUCACGUAGGGGAGUUGGGAGAAUUCUCCAAAAUUCAUUCCAUCUCUGCAGGGCAUGGCAGGAGAUCUUUGGUUUUCUUUAACAAUUAAGAGAGGGAAUUACUUGGCUAGGCAUGGUGGCUCACACCUGUGAUGCCAGUACUUUGGGAGGCCGAGGCAGGUGGAUCACCUGAGGUCAGGAGUUCAAGAGCAGCCCGGGCAACAUGGUGAAACCCCAUCUGUACUAAAAAUACAAAAAAUUAGCCAGGUGUGGUGGUGGAUGCCUGUAAUCCCAGCUGCUCAGGAGGCUGAGGCAGGAGAAUCACUUGAACUUGGGUGGCAGAGGUUGCAGUGAGCCAAGAUCAUGCCACUGCACUCCAGCCUGGGCAACAGAGCUAAACUCUGUGUCAAUUAAAGAGAGAGAGAGAGAGAAAGAGAGAGAGAGAGAGAGAGAGAAACAAACUCCCAGCAAUUCAUUAGCCUCUGUGUACCAGGUACUGUUACCUAAUCCUUACUGUCCCUUCUGAGGCAGCUGUCACUUCUGAAUCUCACAGAUGAGAGGGACACAUGUGGUUCAGAGCGUUAGACCUUCUCCACGGCCACAUAGCUGGCAGGUGGUGAAGGCAGGUUCUGAGUGAGGGCCAGCUGCCUUUUCAGGGUGCUGUGGUGCACUGCCUCCUAUGCGUGGCCUAGCUGGGAAUAUACGACGUUGCUGUAGUGCCUGACAGUACAUAUUACACAAUAUCAGUGUAUUACAAUCUACCAAACAUUUUCACUUUCACUGAUUCAAGUCAUUCGCUCAUUCAUCAUUCAUUAAAUAUUUCUACCUAGGUGGGCUGGGCCCUGUGCUGGAUGCUGUGAUACAGCCAUGGACCUGUCCAAGGCCUGGCCCAUUGAGCAGUCUAGAGCUGUGCUGGCCAGUGUUGUGACCACCGGCCACCAGUGCCUGCUGAGCACUUGUAAUGUGGCUAGUGUGACUGGGGAACUAAGUGUCAACUUCAGUUUUAAGUAAUUUCAGUUUAUCUGGCACAUGUGUCUAGUUGCCACUGGGUUAGACAGAGAAACUUGCCAGGAGUAACUUGUCAGGUUUGUUUUCUGUGGAUUCAUUAGGAGUUGAAAAGCUUUCCUCUGGCUUCUGUGGGGAACUACAAAGACCUUUUUCCCUCUCUCUGUACUUGCCAAGCACGGAGAGGGUGGUGACCAGGGGAACUCCCCAGGGAUUCGUGGAAAUUACAUGGGCAUCAACACCAUAGGUUUGCUUCCUCCAACGCCAUAGGUUUCUUGGUGGCUUGGAAAGCCCUGCUGCAUGCUGGAUUCUGCACACAGGCCUGGAGCCCUGGGGCCUUGUUCUGUGGUACAUUGGAUUUUCCUGAGCUUGCAAACUCAGAGAUGUCUGUGGGACUUAGCAAAGAGGGCGUGCUUUUCAGAGGCUUGGUUGGGGCUGGGGGAAAGCCCCUGGAGGCCAUCUCUUCAGCUCCUGCACUGUGUAGUUGGGGAGAUGGAGGCCCAGAAACCUAGGUGACCUGCCCACAGUAACACAGAAAGCAAAGCUGGGCUGGACUAAGGAGGCCUCUGUCAUCAAGGGCUUGAGUGAGUGACUGGGCUUCCCCAGGCCCUCUGAGAUGGGCAAAAUCGGUUGGGCUCACCACGUGCCGCUCUGCAGGAUGCUAUCCUGGGACUGCCAGGCAGGAAAUAGGACCUGGGUUUUGGUCCUAGCCCCACACUGCCCUGCUGUUUGACUAUAACCUCUCCAGGCCUCAGUUUCUUCAUCAGUAAGAUGAGGAGGCUGGAUUGUCUGUUGACCUGGAAAUUUUUUCCACGUUUGACUUUAUGGUCCAUGUAUCACCAGAUCCUGACAGCAAUUCACUUCCAUGGACAAAUGACAAAGAAAUUGACUUUCUUUUUUUUUUUUGAGACGGAGUCUUGCUCGGCUGCUCAGGCUGGAGUGUAGUGGCGUGAUCGUGGUUCACUGCAACCUCUGCCUCCUGGGUUCAAGUGAUUCUCCUGCCUUAGCCUCCCAAGUAGCUGGGACUACAGGUACCCACCACCACACCCAGCUAAUUUUUGUAUUUUUUUCAGUAGAGACAGUGUUUUACUAUAUUGACCAGGCUGGUCUCGAACUUCUGACUCUAAGUGAUCCACCUGCCUCGGCCUCCCAAAGUGUUGGAAUUACAGGCGUGAGCCACUGUGCCUGGCCGAAACUGACUUUUAAGUAGUUUCCAAGUGGCAGGCAGGUCUUCAGACUCCAAAUGUUUUAUGUUCCCUGUCUUGAGAUGGAUGUCUGUGAGUGCAGCCCCUCACAAGGUGUCCUUGGAUUCUUUAGGCUGGGGUAGUCUCCUGGAUUUCUAGUGGGGGUCCUGGGACUUGCAGGGAGAGGAGACUCUGUUAUUGAGCAGCUGCGUUUUCUGCCUGGGUUCUCCUCCAGUGAGGGGUGUUUGUAAGAACAUUGGAAUCACAAAGUGGCCCAUGGCGGAGAAUGCAGCCAGAACAAAGGCGCCCUCUCCCCGCCAGGCCCGGGGAAUACUAACUAGUUGACAGGAAUUUUAAUAUAAAACUCUCCCUCUUCCUUGUCAUUCUGAGGUUUCAGGAAGCCUUCGGGCUUAUCGUGCAGAGGCACACAGUACAGACAGGGCUUGGGGAGGUGAGAGGUGAUUUCCUGCCAUUCUUCUAUGGGGCGGGCUUCCCAGGGUGCUCAUGCCAGGCUGACGGGUGCAGUGUGGGCUCCCGCUGCUGGGGGAGAGUUGGGUUUUCAUGGGGCAGCAGCUGAGGCAGGACCUGCAGCCAUGAACCGCUUCAAUGGGCUCUGCAAGGUGUGCUCGGAGCGCCGCUACCGCCAGAUCACCAUCCCGAGGGGGAAGGACGGCUUUGGCUUCACCAUCUGCUGUGACUCUCCCGUCCGAGUACAGGCUGUGGAUUCCGGGGGCCCAGCAGAACGGGCAGGGCUGCAGCAGCUGGACACGGUACUGCAGCUGAACGAGAGACCUGUGGAGCACUGGAAAUGUGUGGAGCUGGCCCACGAGAUCCGGAGCUGCCACAGUGAGAUUAUCCUACUCGUGUGGCGCAUGGUCCCCCAGGUCAAGCCGGGACCAGAUGGUGGGGUCCUGCGGCGGGCCUCCUGCAAGUCAUCACAUGACCUCCUUUCACCCCCCAACAAACGGGAGAAGAACUGCACCCAUGGGGCCCAGGCACGGCCCGAGCAGCGCCACAGUUGCCACCUGGUAUGUGACAGCUCUGAUGGGCUGUUGCUCAGCGGCUGGGAGCGCUACACCGAGGUGGCCAAGCGUGGGGGCCAGCAUACCCUGCCUGCACUGUCCCGUGCCACUGCCCCCACCGACCCCAACUACAUCAUCCUGGCCCCGCUGAACCCUGGGAGCCAGCUGCUCCGGCCUGUGUACCAAGAGGAUACCAUCCCUGAAGAAUCAGGGAGUCCCAGUAAAGGGAAGUCCUACACGGGCCUAGGGAAGAAGUCCCGGCUGAUGAAGACGGUGCAGACCAUGAAGGGCCAUGGGAACUACCAAAACUGCCCUGUCAUGAGGCCGCACGCCACACACUCAAGCUAUGGCACCUAUGUCACCCUGGCCCCCAAAGUCCUGGUUUUCCCCGUCUUUGUUCAGCCUCUAGAUCUCUGUAACCCUGCCCGAACCCUCCUGCUGUCAGAGGAGCUGCUGCUGUAUGAAGGGAGGAACAAGGCUUCCCAGGUGACACUGUUUGCCUAUUCGGACCUGCUGCUCUUCACCAAGGAGGACGAGCCUGGCCGCUGCAACGUCCUGAGGAACCCCCUCUACCUCCAGAGUGUGAAGCUGCAGGAAGGUUCGUCGGAAGACCUGAAAUUCUGCGUGCUCUAUCUAGCAGAGAAGGCAGAGUGCUUAUUCACUUUGGAAGCGCACUCGCAUGAGCAGAAGAAGAGAGUGUGCUGGUGCCUGUCGGAGAACAUCACCAAGCAGCAACAGCUGGCAGCAUCGCCCCCGGACAGCAAGAAACUCCACCCUUUCGGCUCUCUCCAGCAGGAGAUGGGGCCGGUCAACUCAACCAAUGCCACCCAGGAUAGAAGCUUUACCUCAUCAGGACAGACUCUGAUUGGCUGAGCAAGCCCAAGGGCGGGACUCUGCUUCUGGCAACUUAACCCUUUCUUGGGGAUCCCCUACCACACAGUAACCUCACCUCAACUGGACCUGAAACGGAGGACCAAGAUGGUGGGCCUAGGGUCAUCUGAAGGGAGUGGUCCCAAGGGUGCGUGUGGAUGUCAACAGAAGGACCACAGUGGUGUGAGAGGCCUUGUGGGCAUGCACAGACUGGCAGCAGAAAGCCCCAAGAGGAGAGGACUCAGAGGCUUCUUCCUUCCAAGGAGGAGGAGAAGGAGGAGGUGGAGGAGGAGGACACUCUGCAACUGGGCUUCCAGUGGUGGCUCCCCCACCUGCCUUGGGGGCAGCAGGAGAGGUCGGGAGAGGUCACCCUGAUGGAGAACAAUGCCAUGAUCUGCUGCUGCCAGAGGACAUCUCCGCCCAUUCACUCAUUUUUCACCUGUACACAUUGGCUCAUUCAUUCGAUGGAUAUUUCGGGUGCAUCUACUUUAUGCCAGGCUAUGUGCUAGGAGCUGGGGAUACUGUGGAGAAAAAGACAGACACUCGCUCUCAUCAGGAUUUCAGUGUGGUCGGGAGUGAGCAUUAAAUAAAUCACCAACACACACACAGGCACACACGUGAUGGCAAGCUGUGAUCAUCUAUGAAGGAAAAAAACACAGAUUUCUUUAAGAGGGAAUUAUACUUAGAUUGCUGUGCGGGGGGGCCACUGGGGAGGAACAUAACUUUUAAACAGAGACCCGUGGGCUGGAGAGGCAGGAGCCAGUCUGAGAGUUGGGGAAGAGUGUUCCUGGUAGAUGGAAUAGGACAUGGAGAGUCCUUGAGACAGGAAGGAACUCGGCGAGUUGGAGGACUGGCGAGCAGGCCAGUGUGGCUGGAGUUUAGUGAGGGCAAGACACAGUGGGUAAGGGCCAGACUGUGCAGGGUUUGAUGGUUGAUGUCUUAUUGAUUUCAUUCUAGAUACAGUGGGGAGCCAUUGAAAGCUUUUGAGUAAGGGAGUCACAGGUAUAUUUCUACAAGAUCAGUUUGCACAUAGGAGGAGUGCAAGUGGAUGUGAGAUCAGUUAGGAGCCCCUUCAGUCCUCCAGGUGAGGACUGUCCUGGUGGCUUGUCCUGGAUGGUGACUGGGGAGGUGGAUUUGUGAAUGCCAGGCUCUGGAGGAGAAGAGAUGACUCCCUGCUCCAUCCCCCUGCCUGCCCACCUCCUCAAUGUCCUGCUCUCACAGUGGAUAUGGGUGAGGAUUAGGACCUUUCUCACAGAGCCGCCUUCUGGCCAGGCCUGUGGAGGGUGGGGAAGCAGUGCUGAGUUCUAGGAGUGUUCCUGGAAGCUGGGAGCAGUCAGUGCUCAGCCAGGCCAAGGUGGGAGAGUUCACGGCUGCCCAGGCUUUAGCAGGGGCUGCUGUGCUGUCUUUCCACCCCAUGUUGAGCAUUCUGAUGGGAAGCGGGCACACAGUGCUCUGGAAACUGACUUGGCUUGCUUUCUGUGAGGCUCCCAAGGGCCAGGGACUGGGCUGGGGGUGGCCUAGCAGCUCUAGUGGAGACUGUCCUGCCACAUGGCUAAGGGAAGACUGACCAAGGGAACAGAGGUUCGAGCCCAGCCCACUCACUGCCUGCUCCACCUUCAGCUGGAGCCCAGGGUUGGGCAGCUCUCAUACUCUUUUCUAACAGCCAGACCCAGAGGGAAGAAAGCCCAAGGCCACAGGUCUGAGGGACACGGCUCAUAGGCAAAAGGGUAUUAGGAGGAUUAGAGUCACUUGCGUAGGAAAAGAGGGUCAGAGAGGCUGAGGGCUGGCUCAGGAUAGAGAGGUUCCCUGACAUUGGAAAUUCUUUGUGCUGUGUAAGACCUCAGCAUCUUUAGAGAAAGGUUCUUGUGCCCUGUAAGCCUGCUCAGUUGCUGUGGCCACUUGAAUCCCAAAAAUAGUGGCCUAGAAGAGAAUACACCCCUUACCUCCCACUUACCCUCCUCUCAACCUAGGAAAGAUCAGACAUUGACUCAACAGUCUAACAGGGGAUGGGCUGGAUCUGCCUGUGGCCAGACCAAUGCCCCCACCCAGCAGGGGAGUAGAUGCUGCCUGGACUGGGACCAGUGAUAGACAGCAUCUCUGUCUGCCAGGGCUCAGCCCUUGGGGGGAAUUGUGAGAGGCUGAGCAGCUGGGUCUGCGCGGACAGCAAGCUGCACUUUGAUUUUAUUUGAUUCCCUUACAAAAUGACAUUAAGGGGAAUGUGAGGCACAGGAGACUCGCCUGUCUGGGAAGGCAGCAAGCUCAUCUCUCCUGGACCUGGUGACCUACCUCUGUCUACCAGACAGGUGCAGAGGACAGGAGCUCUGGCCACAAAGAAAUGGAUAAUCUGAAUGCAGCAUGCAGCCCCAGAGACGGGACUUUUCACUCAGCCUGUCCUGAUAAGCUGCUGAGUCAAGCAGAUGCUCACAUCAGGGUCCCAGGCCCAGCUAUUAGGGAAGUGGACAUGAGAUCCUGGUGGGCCUUGGACACUGACUGUGGUGAGCCACAGCACCAUUGCUACUCUGCCUCUCAAAUCGAUGGAACAAUUAAUUUGGCUCCACAGGCUUGAAAAGAUGAAAUAUGACCUGAUGACCACUGCUGUCCAGCAUCCCAGUCCAUCCUAGCUGUUCAGGAUGAUGAACAAGCUAUCAAAAUUGCACUUGAGAAAUAUAAACACGGGAAGCAUUGCCGAGCCCCUCCCUGCCACAUAAAUCAUGCUAAGAAGCACACAAUGGCCUCUUUCCUGAUGGGCCAAUUGUCUUGGUUUGGUGUCUCAGGCCCAGGAGCUGGGAGGAUGGGAGCACAACCGUGUAUUGUUGGAAAGACCAUCUGUGCAACUUCAAUACAAAGUGAUCCUUUUAGUUCCCCACAUACCCUCUGAUCCUCUGAUCCCAUUUUCAUUUUUUUUUUUUAAUGUCUCAGGCUUUGGGUCUUUUAAAACUCUUGGUCUAUCCUGUAAGCCUUCAGGCCUGGAUCUCUGUUGGCCUGGGUCUUUGGCCAUUUGGGAGUUGGGACAUUGCAGACCUUUUGGAAAUAAUGACAUUCAUUUUUAUAUGUCUUGUAUUUUUAUUCUUUAUUUUUUUUCCCCAAAAAAUUCUACUACCAAAGCCCUCAUUUGUCACACAUGGCACCAAGGCACCAGGGCACCAAGAGGGUUUUGCAAAGUGGAGAUGCAGGCAAUUUUGCAAUAUGGAAGGGCUCUCCUCAGUGAAUGCCCCACAGUGAGAGCCUGAGCUUUGGAGAUGGCAACUGGGGUCCCCAGGCAUGAUCCCCUCUCAGCCUCCCAGCAGCCUUGUUUUAUGGAUGAAAGAGACCAAGGCUCUGAGGAGUUAAAUGUUUUAUCCUAGGUCAUGCGAUGGUAAGGGCCAAGCUUGCUCUCAAGUCAAGGCCUUUGAACCUAAUCUACCGCUUAUUUCAGAUUAAAAAGAUUGCCUUUUAAGAAUAGAAGUAAGAGAAAUCAAUCAUCUCCAGGAAAGGCAAGAGAGCGAUAUCCAGCAUGUCAGAAGCUGUAGUCCAUCAAGCUGUAGAGGGGAUGCUUUUAGGAUAAAUAAAAUGAGAUGCCUUAUUUUCCACCCAGUGGAGAAUAACCUUCCAGAAUUCAUUUUCCUGAGGGGGCAUAGGCUGAAAAGAUCAAAAGCUUCCCACAAGAUUUGAAAAGUCUAAAAUGAGAGAUCAGAUCAAGCUUCUUAAGAUAGGCUCUCAGGGGGCUCUGGAAUGGUUAGGUUACACCCCUUCCCCUUUUGAAUUUGGCAUCAAGAGGAUCAGCAGACAGUCAUGAAGUGCUAGGCAGUGAUGGAAUGUUGGCCAAAGGCAGAGAGGGAUAGCUUUAGACUCAGGCCUGCUUGUGCCCAGUAAGUACUGGAAGGAGGCCUUUGACCUGAGACCAGUUGAAGGCACGGAGAGAGCCUGCCCAUGCUGAACCUGCCAGGUUUUGUGCCCAGAUUUUGCUAAUUGACUGACUUAGAAUCUCAGCCCUUAGUGAGUGGGAAUCAAAUGGAUCUGACUUUUGCCAUCUCCCCCAACCGGAGAUGUAGACUCUUCUCCCUAAAAAGGUUAACGCUUUCCAGGCAGCCUCCAGCUAUCCUCCCCGCUUCCUUGCUGCUGCCCUGCUGGUGGAUGGGCUGCUUUCUUUGCUGUCUUGCUCUUGGUCUCAGCCAUCUUGCUAUUCCUUUUUUAGCUCCUGAUGAAGACAGUGCAACCUUACCCUCUACCCUGUCUUCACGUUCUCUUCCCUGAAGACUUUCUCUGAAUAGGGCCAUCCAUCCACCAAACUGUUUCCAGAUCCCCGAUUUUAAAGGUAGAAUGAUAACAGAAGGUAAUCUGGUGGGCACUUACAAGAUAAGCCAGGCACAGAGUCAAGCUUUUCAUUUACCCUGUCUCAUCUAAUCCUCAUGCAGACUUAUGAGGUGUGUUACUCCUGGUAUACAUUUACUCUCAUUAUUCCCACUUUAGAGAUGAAGACGCUGAGUGCCAGAGAAGUUAAGAAACGUGCCCAAGGUCACACAGCUAGUGGGUGGCUAGGAUUGAAGCUGAGCUCCAGGGCACCUGCUUUUGAUUAUUUUGCUGUAUAGCUUUCCUGCAACUGCAGACCAUCCAAGCUGGGAGGGCCAGGGAGGCUGAGCUGUCACACUCCUACUUAAAGACCAUUGUGGGAGGCCACUGUCUUCAGAAUAAAGCUUGGCUUUCCAGGCUCUCCUUGGUAGCACUACACUCCUGCUUUGCUCCUGGAGCCCGGCCACACCGCACUAUUUCCCCCUCUCUAAACUCACCAUGCACAUUCACAGUUAGGCUGUUUCAUCUGACUGACAUUGCCUGCCCUCCUCGGCUGUCCCUGCCAGAUGCAAUCCUCAACCUUCAAGGCUUAGUAGCUCCUCUGAGAACACCUUUCUCAGGCAUGCAUCGGAAGUCCUGACUUUCACCUUCAUGGUUCCCAGAGUAUUUUUUUCACCCUUAGCACAAUUCAUCCUUAGCACCUGGAUGACUGUGAGCUUCUUGGGUGCAAGUGGAUGUUAUAUUUUAUUUUAUUUGUCUUUGAUUCUAUUGUUGUCUGGUCCAUAGUAGGUCCUCAGUAGAGGUUGUAGGAUUGAAUUAGGCUGUCCAGUUAAACUCUUCUAUAUUCUAGAAUCUAGAUGAGGAAACAGGUGCAAAAAGAGAAGUGACCUGGCCAAGGUUAGUGUCAGAGCCAGGACCAGAACUCAGGUCUCCUGAUUCUUUGGAUUCAGAGCUUUUUCUGUCGUGCUUCAGCUUUGUGGAGACCAGAGCAUGGAUCUGCACUUGGUCUAUGAAGGUUCACUUCAGGGUCAUGGAUGCCACCAUGUUCCCAUGCUGACACUGGGGAAUCCCCAGAGGGAAAGGAAGCCCUGUUGGAGCUGCUGGUGUGGAUUGUGGGCUUACUUCUCACCGAGCCCCUUGCUUGCAGAGAAAACCAGAAAGAGAUUCUGAAAAUCUUGCCUCGAGUCCUAAUUUUGCUGUACUCACUGUGUGAUCUUGAGCAAAAUGCCUCACAUCUCUGAUCCUCCAUUCUUUUACCAAGAAAAGUUAGGGAGUUGAAUUCAGAUGGUCUCCAGGAGUCAUCUGGUUCCAGAAUAUCAGGAUAUAACAAUAAAGGUGAGGAUAAAGUAGCUACUUCCCUCAGAAAAGGUAGAAACCCUGGUCUAGGGUGAGAAUUGUCUAGGUUCUUCAUCACAGUCACGGUCUCGAGAUGCAUAGUGUUCCAUUGAAACAGUUCCAUGAGGGAUUUCAGAGGGGAGAAUGGGCAGACUGCAAAGCUGUGGUCCUCUAAUAGCAGGCAAAAGGAAGAAAGGGAACAGACAUUUUAGUUUUCACACUGAAAUAGAGUGUAUGUGUAUGGCUCUAUGCAAAUAUUGUUUCUGGUGAAUAUUCAUCAUGUACUCAUCACACCUAGGUAUAUUUAGACAGGAAGGGAUCCUCAUCACAGACACCCAAAUUAUGAGCACACUGCUGCCUCCUCUCACCAAGAAGUGCCUCUUCCAGCCUCCCCUGUGGGAGGCCAGCACAAGACAGGCUCUCCAACCCAAUAUCCUCCCCGUCCCUCCUUCUUUUGUGCUCAGGUGGCUGAACGCACACUGGACUCUUUUGUUUGAACUUCACGUAUACAUAGGUUGGUACAAAAGUAAUUGUGGUUUUUGCCAUGAAAAGUAAUGACAAAAGCCAUAAUUACUUUUGCGCCAACCUAAUAUGUAUGCAAGUAUGUUCUUUAACCUUUCCAACAAUCAGUCCAAGGCACCAGGCUAAUUUCCGAGUGGAAUUCGUGGUCACUGGUGUACGGUCCUUUAGUUUUUGGUGUGGUCAGAAGUCUCCUUCAGACUCUUCCCCAGAAGCGGCCAUUGACUUUUUCGUCACCUUUAAUACCUAUCCCCUUUUGUUCAGUUAACACUACCCAAGAGAAAUUUUCAAAAAAAUUGUCCUAAGUGUUAAUGUGUUUCUGUUUUGGUUUCAGUCUAUUACUGCAAUAUAGUUUUCUACCAUUUCUACUUGAUAGAAGACUAUAUUAAGGGUUAAGUAGGCUGGCCUAGGAGCUGACCACUGUAACAUACUUUUGAGUGGGGAAGUGCAUUCAAUACUCAGGUGGACUUUGGGAACAUAGUAUUUAUUUUAUGAAUGACUAGAAUAUUGGUAGAACCAUAGAAACUUUGAAUGUGAAGCUGGAAAGCCUCUUCCCUCCUCCACUGAGAUCAAUUAAUUAGCAAGCUAGGUUGUGGCCGGGCAUGGUGGCUCAAGCCUGUAAUCCCAGCACUUUGGGAGGCCGAGGCGGGUGGAUCACGAGGUCAAGGGAUCGAGACCAUCCUGGUCAACAUGGUGAAACCCUGUCUCUACUAAAAAUACAAAAAAUUAGCUUGGCAUGGUGGUGCGUGCCUGUAAUCACAGCUACUCAGGAGGCUGAGGCAGGAGAAUUGCCUGAACCCAGGAGGCGGAGGUUGCGGUGAGCCGAGAUGGCGCCAUUGCACUCCAGCCUGGGUAACAAGAGCAAAACUCCGUCUCAAAAAAAAACAACAAGCUAGGUUGUGAAACCAACACCUAAAGAGGCAAAAACUUGGCCAAGGACAAGUAAUUGGUGACUUUUGAUGAUUCUGCUGGGCUGGGGGCGGGGGAGGGUAUACAGAUGGUCUUAGAGUUGUCUCACUCUGCAACUCACUGUGUUGGCCUUAGGAAGUUAAGUCACUGUGUUGGGCUGUAACGGAAAUAGUGAGAAAGCAGCUCAGCUAAUGGCGUGGGGAGAGAUUGUCUGGUCCUCCCGCUUGUCUGUAAAUUCCUGGCGUGUGCUUGCUGGAGCAGAAUGAAUGGGGCUGCUGUGUUUUACCUGCAGUGAGGAGCAUGGCGGGGCUGGUGGAGAGGCUCCCUGCGGUCUGUUCUAAAAAUAGCAGUGGGAAUGGAGCUGAGGGGAAGAGGAGUGGGCUCCUUCUGGAGCUGGGUGGGGAGACCUCACCCCCUUCCUCUUCCUGCCAGGCCCAAUGCGAGGAAGUCCCAUGGAGUCACAGGAUUCCAGCUGGGAGGCUCUUGGAGCCAUCAGCUCUCACACCCCCUCCUCAUCCAGGCGAGGAGACCCUGGAGGCCCAGAGGGCAGAAAGCACUGGCUGGUGGUGAGCAAGCCCAGGAAGAAGGGCCCAGAUGGCAGCCCAUUUUCCCCUGGCUGUUUGAUCACAGUGGCUGUAGGCUUUGUGAGGUUUGCUGUCACUGCCUUUGGGCACACAGAGCCUGGGAACUCCUGGGAACAGAUGUGGUCAGGCUUCCUGAGAGUCGCCCAGCAGGCGAGGAGUCCCCAGCUGGUCCACCCUGAGCCCUGACCUCAGCCAGCUGGCUGUCCAGGGCCUCGCCUCCUCUUGCUGAUGUCCCCUCCCUUGCUGACUCGUCCUCCUUUCUUUGGACUGUCUGCAGGGAGGGCGGACAAGGGCCAGCCUAGAUCUGGCCUGUGGAACAGAGGGCUUAGUGGCUUAGUACCUUUCCCUUCCCUUCCCCAGGAACAAACAGAGGCAGCCUAGGUAGUAGCAGGCUCCUGCAGAUUUAGAGACAGACAGGCCAGGGUUUAAAUCCUAGCUCUUCCUCUCACUAGUCAUGGGAUUACUAGUGGGUCACAGAACAUCUGUAGAAUGAGACAAGAACGCCAAUUUCACUGGGGUCUUGUGAAGAUCAAAGGGGAUCUGUUGGAAUGCCUGGCAUGCAGUAGUUACUUGGUAAUGGUAGCUCUUAUUGCAAAAUCAAGCAGUGAACAUGUAUCUGACUUUCUAUAACCAUCUUCCUUGGGGUUUCCACUCAUGGGGCAUGGGAAGGUGUUUGUUUGUUUGUUUUUGUUUUUUUUUAAAAUGCAGUUGACUUUUUUGUGGUGUUGUUGCAAAAGUAAUCCAUGUGAUUGAUGUUUAUUAUGAGGAAAACAUUUAAUACAGAUGAACCAGGAGAAGGAAAUGAAAUUCAUCCUUAAUCCCAGCACCCAGAGAUACACCACUGUUAACAUUUUGGGAUGUGUCCUGUCAAGCAUUUGUUUUUACACACAUGUAUCUUAUUUGCAAAUUGGGGUUACUGGUGCAAUUUUCUAACCUGCUUUUUCUCCCCCAUUUAACAGCGUAGUGUAUCCAUGUGUCCGUUUCAAUAAAUAUUCUUCUACAAUGCUG
Messenger RNA from Callithrix jacchus (white-tufted-ear marmoset), 13112 nucleotides. RefSeq names its product regulator of G protein signaling 3 (gene RGS3). Gene Ontology annotation, molecular function: protein binding. Gene Ontology annotation, cellular component: nucleus; plasma membrane. The record is from RefSeq and is a predicted model, not a curated record. Lineage: Eukaryota; Metazoa; Chordata; Mammalia; Primates; Cebidae.